AUGGUUCAAGUGUACUCUCAUAAAGAAUCUACUGACGUAGCCAAUGCCGUCGGCUCAUACAUCUUGAAGGCUCAAAACGAGGCUCUUCUGAAGAGCACGAAUUUUAAGGUUGCUGUCUCUGGUGGUUCGCUUGGUAAGGUGUUGAAAGCAGCAUUGAUCGAUAAUAAUCAACUUGCUGGUCAAGUCCAAUGGGACAAAUGGGAAGUUUUCUUUUCGGACGAAAGAUUGGUUCCUUUGGAUCAUGCUGAUUCCAACUAUGGGCUUUUCAAGACCAUGGUUCUCGACAAUUUGGAGAGUGUCAAGCCGACCGUCCACACUAUUGAUACCACUCUUCUCACAGGGAAGGACGGUCAAUUGGAGGGUUCAGACAAUUCGCAGGAUGAAGCAAUCGCUCGUGCUUACGAACGGAUUCUUCCCAAAGAUAUCAAGAUCGAUUUGGUUCUUUUGGGGUGCGGUCCUGAUGGCCAUACAUGUUCGUUGUUUCCAGGACAUGCAUUGUUGAAAGAGGAAAACGAGCUCAUUUCUUUAAUCAGGGAUUCCCCAAAACCUCCACCAAGAAGAAUCACUUUCACAUUCCCUGUCUUGAGAAAAGCUGGUGCCAUCGCCUUCGUUGCUGAAGGAGAAGGUAAGGCGCCUGUCAUUGAUGAGAUCUUUAACAAGAAGUCUCUGUUACCUUGUAAACUUGUGAACGACCUUGAUGUUCCCGUGGUGUGGUUUGUCAACGAUGCAGCUAUCAAGGGAGUCAACGUGCCAGCCUCUAAAUAUUAG
Clavispora lusitaniae ATCC 42720 is the source of this 768-nucleotide messenger RNA. RefSeq names its product 6-phosphogluconolactonase (gene SOL3). Gene Ontology annotation, biological process: carbohydrate metabolic process; pentose-phosphate shunt. The record is from RefSeq and is a predicted model, not a curated record. NCBI's taxonomy places the organism in Eukaryota, Fungi, Ascomycota, Pichiomycetes, Serinales, Metschnikowiaceae. Gene Ontology annotation, molecular function: 6-phosphogluconolactonase activity.